Messenger RNA from Drosophila rhopaloa, 3306 nucleotides. RefSeq names its product tyrosine-protein phosphatase non-receptor type 61F (gene Ptp61F). The record is from RefSeq and is a predicted model, not a curated record. Bases 97 to 1749 code for a protein of 550 amino acids. Gene Ontology annotation, molecular function: protein tyrosine phosphatase activity. The transcript has 6 exons. Lineage: Eukaryota; Metazoa; Arthropoda; Insecta; Diptera; Drosophilidae. Gene Ontology annotation, biological process: protein dephosphorylation.
UCUGUUCUGAAUAGUUUUCCAGCUCUAGUCAACGCCGCCUGACUCCAAAUUAAAAGUUAUAAAAUCGCAACAAAACGCAGGAGCAAAGUGUGCACAAUGAGCGAGCAGAAAACGAGUGGGUUGUCGGCCCUUCAGAAAAUCGAGGCGGAAUACAAGACUAAACUUCAAGAAUGGCCUCGCUUCUACAAGGAUAUUUGCGAGACCUGCGACCGGGAAGCGAAGGAAAAACAGUUCAGCACUUUAGAAUCGGAACGUCACACAAAUCGCGGGCUGAAUCGUUAUCGGGAUGUUAAUCCCUAUGAUCAUUCCCGCAUUGUUUUGAAGCGCGGCAGCGUGGACUACAUCAAUGCCAACCUGGUUCAGCUGGAGCGCGCCGAGCGUCAGUACAUCCUGACCCAGGGACCGCUGGUUGACACAGUGGGCCACUUCUGGCUGAUGGUCUGGGAGCAGAAUUCCAGCGCCAUUCUCAUGCUCAAUAAGCUGAUGGAGAAGAAGCAGGUUAAGUGUCACCUCUACUGGCCCAACGAGUUGGGAGCUGAUAAGGCCCUAAAGUUGCCCCAUGUCAAGCUCACGGUGGAGCUCAUCCGCUGCGAGACUUACCAGAACUUUGUGCGACGGUGGUUCAAAUUAACCGAUCUCGAAACGCAGCAGAGUCGAGAGGUGAUGCAAUUCCACUAUACCACAUGGCCGGACUUUGGCAUACCCAGCUCGCCAAAUGCAUUCCUCAAGUUUUUGCAGCAGGUGCGCGACUCAGGAUGCCUGAGCCGCGAAGUGGGUCCGGCGGUGGUGCACUGCAGCGCCGGAAUUGGGCGCUCAGGCACUUUCUGCCUGGUUGACUGCUGCCUGGUGCUGAUCGAUAAGUACGGCGAGUGCAAUGUGUCCAAGGUGCUUUGUGAGCUGCGCAGCUAUCGCAUGGGCCUGAUCCAGACCUCCGACCAGCUCGACUUCUCCUACCAGGCGAUCAUCGAGGGCAUCAAAAAGCUGCACGAUCCCACUUUUCUCGACGCUGAGGAACCCAUUAUCAACAAUGACACAGAGACUCACACACUGGAUGAGCAGCCGCCGCCUCUGCCACCACGCGUUCAAUCGCUGAACUUGCCACUGGCCCCCAAUUCUGGCGGCGUUCUUUCGCUUAAUAUGCGUGCAGCCCAUGCCAAUGGAGCUGAGGAUAUCGUCGAACUGCUCGGCGACAAGCUGAGCAAGGAUGCCCUGAACAACUUCAUCAAUCAGCACGAUAUAAUCCACGAUGCCGAGGUGGCCGACAGCCGUCCCUUGCCGCCGCUGCCCUCAAGGCCGCUGAGAGCUCUUAACGAAUCGGACAGCGAUGAGGAUUACUUGCUGGAUGACGACGAGGAGGAUGAAACAGAUGAGGAUGAGGAGUACGAGACCAUUAACGAACACGAAGCCGAGCCAGUUAAUGGUCAUGUGACGACAACACAGCCACACGCCGACGACGUUAAUGCCAACAACGAGAAACCAGCAGCGCCAGCCGGCGAACAAAGCAAGGCCAACGGCAUCGAUACAAUUCCAGGCCAACUCCCAGCCAGUCCUGAAAACGAGCUGAAGCGACGAAAACGCAACGAAUACCAGGCCAGUCUGGAGCAGAAGGUCAACGACAUCAAGCGAAAGCAGCGGGAAAACGAGGACAGCCAGCUGGCGGCAAAGAAACGAAGGUCAUUAAUCACAUAUAUUGCCGCUGGUGUUGUGGUGGGCGUGAUCUGCGCCUACGCAUACACGAAGCUAGGUUAAGUGCCCCCGUAGCCACUAAGUAGUCGUAGACCAGUAGUAGCAAUAGCUGUAUGACGUAUUUAGUUGUCGUAGGACACCGAUUCCCCUGAUACCCGAUUUCCGACCACCGAUCCUCACCAGCUCGUCCGCCUGGCCUGGCAUCUAAUGUGGGCACAAAUCAAGGGCGAGGCAAGGAUCGGAUAGGAUCAGAGAUCGGAUGGAAUCGCAUCGCAAUCAUCCACGGAUUGCGGAUGGCGGAUUGAGCUGAACGAACGAUACACGAUGCAUAAAUAUUAGGGAAUUUUUAUAUAUGAAAAACAAAAGAAACACGAGAACAUGCAACUUAACUUAAACGAGAGUCGGGUAGAAAUCACGUAAAAUGUAGAUUUUGCGCAAUAGACUGACAUUUUAGAACAAAUUUAUUUUCUACACUCUUAAAAUGGAUUGAUGACAGACCAGAGUUCCCGAUAGAAUCACACCAAAAUCUAAAAUUUACCUUAAUCGCUCGCUAUGCAAUAAAUUUGAUUAUAAAUAUUAUAAUUAUCAACGAUUCAAGCACCCCCAAGUCCACUCACACGCUUCACUUGUUGUUGUACAGCAAUUUCUUAUAGCAUACGACCUAUGUAUAUUAAUUUAUGAAGAUUUAUGAGAAACAAACACUUGUUGUAGUUCAUGGCAAAAUAUAUAAAGUGCAGCAAUGUGCCAAAAAGAAACAAAAUAGAGUAUGAAAAAGCCCUUCAUGACUUUUAAUUUAACUUUGCCAUCCCGCCCCAUACUAACUUUGAAUUGUUGUGUUUAAAAUUACGUUCGUCUUUAAAAUGCACUCUAUUGAAACAAACGAUAUGCAGCUCCAUUUAAGCAAUAUUAUAAACAAGAGCAAAGUACACCUAUAUCUCGUUUAACGCUUUAAGGGGUUUUAUAAUCAAAAUUUUUCAUUUUAAUCCUGACCCGAACCAAUAAAGUGAUUAUUUUCCAUUAUGUAAUUUUGGACUUGGCUAGUUGCUUAUUAAAUUAAAUUAAAGUAUAUUUUAUGAAGUCGCUAAGCGAAGUAUAGGUGUAUAAUGUAAUGAUUAUAAAAUGAACAAUGCAGGUUUUGCUAUAGCAAAAUCAUUUUGUAUUUAACAAACGAAGGGGAAUAAGGAAAGGCUAUUCAAUGGUUUUUCCAGUAGAGUAAGUGUGUAACCCCAAUCCCCAAAAAACAUAUUUAUAAUAACGUGUAGCGUGAGAGAAUGCAAAGAUACGACAUGAAUUAUUUUUUAUAUGUGUAAACCACAAUUUAACGAAAUUCAAGUAACCACCCACAAAAGCGAGGCAGUACGAAAAGAAAUCGGAUGAGCCAAGGAGGAUAACUAAUAAACGAAAAUACAUAUUUAUAUUAAUUAUAUUUAACAGUAACAACAUGAACAAUACCUAUAGUAAUGCCUAGUUAACUGAACGUCGGCUAAGUACACACCAUCCAUACACUGAAACAAAUCGAACACCACACAACACAAGUACUAUAUAUAAUGCCUAUGAAAGAAUGAAAAGAGAAGUGAGAGAAAGUAUUCAAAUAAAGCUAUUCAUAUAAGACACAACAAA